Molecule: messenger RNA, 3708 nt
Organism: Glarea lozoyensis ATCC 20868
Lineage: Eukaryota; Fungi; Ascomycota; Leotiomycetes; Helotiales; Helotiaceae
Exons: 2
Coding region: 1-3708 (1235 amino acids)
Source: RefSeq, a predicted model, not a curated record
AUGGAAGGACUCAAAGAGUUCACUAUAGAACCAACGUCGAAAGGCCGGUCGAAUACAGUAGCUUCGAAGAUUACUCCCGCACCAAAGCCAGAAGAUGAUGAAUGGAAAUUUCUGGGUUCCGUGGAGUCGAAGAAGCACGAAAAUACCAUCAAUGAUGUCGUGCAAGAAGGCGCUGCGAAAGAGAAGCAACGUGACAUCAAGCACGAUGUAGAGGGGAAGCUAGAUCCAGUGGAUUAUAGUUGGGGAAAAUUCGGGGCAUUCAAGGGAAAGGAGAAGGAUAAAACGCCCGACGAGGGUAUUCUCAAAGGUGGAUCCAAAAAGGAGUCAGGUGAGGCUAUCCAACAGCCAGGAGACAAAGAUGACUGGGAAUUCCGGGGGCCUAUAACGACGAAGAAGAAAAAGAAGAAGAAAAAGAAGAAGAAAACCAUUCUCGAGGGAGCCACAGUCGAAGAUGUACAGGAGGACAUAUACUGUGAGGCCGAGGACAACUCAGAAGAAAUAGAAGAAACUCGGGGCUUAGGGGCUGCCGAGAACAAGAAGAAGAUGAAGGAUGAUAACUUAGAAAGUCCUUCGAUAGAGAAACCUAGGUCACUAACUCCUAGCUCUGCCGUUGAUUACUGGAAAACUACCACUCUCAUUUCCGACUCCCAUCCCAAGAGAACGCCUAUGGACGAAGAUAUGGGCGUGUACGAAGAUCGUCAGGCGUCUAGUAGUCAGGUCCCAUCGCCGAAAACCACUCAGAUACAUAUUUCACAUGUCAAAGACCUCUCACAAACAUGUCUACAACAAACUUCGGCAGUAGUUCCAGCUCAGAUUUCCUCAAAUGUAAGAUCAAACACGCUGAGAUCAUCAAAGCCCUUGCCACCAACUUUACCCCCACCAAGUAGAUUCGUCGACGUCUUCGAGUUUAUGGACCGCCCAAAAGUGGAAGAAAUGCCUCUCGCACAAAGCAAUGCAAACUCAAAUUUCACUAUAGGAUUAUCUGAACACAUAACAGCGCCAUCGAACACAAGUAGAUUCAUCAACGUCUUCGAGUUCAUGGACCGCUCAAAAGUGGAAGAAAUGCCUCUCGCCCAGAACAAUGCAAGCUCAAAUUCUACUAUAGAAUUAUCUGAACAAAGUACAGCACCAUCGAACACAAGCUAUAGGAUCGCACGUACAGGUAGGACUUGGACCAGAUACCCUAACAGCGGUUCCAUUUCACGCAAGCGUGUGAUGAUGGUUGAAGCUUUCAGGCGUAUCACCCGGCAAGAUUACAUUGGACCAAACGACCUCGAGGAUAUGUAUGGCUCCGGUUCCUCGGUCACCGCGUUUGUCAUUCAAGGUGCUGAAUACCAUCAGAUUCCUUGUACUGGUUACUUCGCCUUGAGAAGAUCCAACUUAGAGAAUAUUCACACGUCUGGGUCAAUUUCUUGGAAGGACUUCGCAUUCCUGUCGUAUGAAGAGACGCUAUCUCUCACUAAGAUUACGGAGAACGAAAUUGGUUUCAACAAAUCCUUGAUCCGUUUGAAAUGGCUCCGAAAAUCGAGGAUGAAAUUUUGGUCACCUGAAAAGAGGGCCUUAGUAGCCAUAAUACACAACAACCCAAUUUCGUUGUUUGAUAGCGAUAAUCCUAACUCGCGCCAACAGGAACAAACACCUUUUAGCAUAACUCGAAAUGCUAAAUCGGCAAAUACAAAGGUAACUUCAGCGGUCGAGAGCAAGCCUCCGGAUCAGCCCUUCAAUGAAGCUACUACUCGGACAACGAAGGAGACCUUUGCUGAAAUGACAAACAAUUUCAUAAUUUAUGCUGCGUACACGGUUCGUGUUUUUGCGUCAGCGAGCACAUUUGGCGACCCAGCGUCGGUACCGCCUUCAACUACGAAAGAGGAGUUCUCAGAGGGGGAUAUAAUGCAACGGAUCUCGAUAUUAAAUGAGACCGGGAUGCACACCAUCGACAAGAAGCUCAAGCUACUUGAUGUUCAGCAAGAGGCCAUCAUCAGAGUCAUCCACGGGCUAAACAAAAGCCAAGUAGAGCCCGGAUUUGUUUGGAACUUGGCGCAACUUGAGGAAAGUGAUGGCCAAUCAAUCGGAUCUCGAGCUGUAACUGUUUACUUAAGAAAAAAGCACACGGGCAAAACUGUUGACGACGCCCGCGCGGAAGCGAUACCCGCCAAGAAGAAUAAGAAGACAAGAACUGUCACGACUGACAAUGUAAAGGCAGCUAUGAACGAAUCAGCACCUCAUGUGGUACCAACAAAGCAGAUAUCCGAGGAAGAAGAUCAGUGGGAAUCUCGGAGCGGCACUUGGGGCACAGCAUCUGAGAAGGAUAAAAUGAAGAGAGGCAAGAGUACUGUGGCUGAGGAAAAAGGUUCAAAAGAGCAGUCAUCACAAAAGAAGAGAUCUCUGUCACCGGAAAUACUUCCGCCACCGAAUGAAUCAUCAUCCUCGACCAACGGUCGGAUUCCUCGCCUUGAACGUUCACUUGCUAAUAUGGCAGAAAUGGCAAAAUGGGCACAAGCAGAACUUCAGCUCAAGAAAGACCAAGCAAGUCAAGCUCAAGAAGACAAUCUGCCUACAUUUGAUUCAAAGAAGGCAAGAGAAGAAGAAAUGACGACGCUGAAACAGCAGGGAAAUCAUGGACAAUCAAGGAAGCCAUCCCCUGUCCUAUUUCCAAAUAGAGUAAUGCCUGAGCCAGCUUCGUACUCUGAACAUCCGCAAUCCAAAGACGUUGGAAGUGGAGAUUUCCCAAACGCUCAGUAUCCGUCCAAUCCAUACCUUCCACAGUCUUAUGUACACGGAGGAUAUCCAACCACCCAACCCUAUUUUCAAGGAUACCCCUUAACAGGCCAGAGCCCAUUCAGACCCGUCCAGCCGUACCGGCUGCCGGAUCAUGGAGACGCGGGGAGGAUGAUGGCAGCUGACCCAGAUAGUCUUGCGUCUCACAUCCCGCCAGAUCCUCUUGCAACCCAGGCAUCGUAUAGUCUCGCACGCAGCUACGCGAACGACAUUUACAGCAGUGGUCAAAAGAGACCAGAUAGUUACCAUCACGGUGUACCACAGUCAGCUUCAGCACCAUACAGGCAGGUACCACCAAUCGUUCCACAGAAUCCGCAGCCACCGAAGGAAGCUCGCUUCUCGGAAAAUCCUGUUGUUCCUCCCAAAUUAACCAAAGAAAGCCUAACAGCAAAAUCAACCAGGCGCUCCGAUCGAAGGUCACCUUCGCCAUCCUAUAGGUUUAGUCAAGACAACCGCAGUCAAGCUCAGGAGAAUGGAACAGCACCAAGAACGCACGGAAUUACCUCUGCCAAUAAGACCAGGUCAAGCGCUGUAGACCAAGAUUUCGUCACUAGUCGCCCACUCUCAAAUCGCUUUGCGCCACCAAUCUCGCAAUCCGCGUACUCAUCACGAAUAAGCCAGCGUCCGCUGCUUGUUGGACGAUCGGAUCCGUAUGUUGGACCUACCGCCUUCGGUCGACGGACAGCAGCCCGGCAGUAUCCGGAAAACUAUGAUGGUAGGCCAUUCAAUGUGUAUGCGUCGCCAAUGGAAAUCGAGGAAGAAACGAAAAUUAUGCGAGAAUUGUUCCUUGACUGGACCCCAGAAGGCGAUGAGAAGAAGGCUGAAUCUGAAAACAGGACGGGUAUCGAUUCAAACGCUUCGAGACCCAAUAUAUUUUCAAGCCAGGGUGAGGGCGACGACAGAAGCAGUGAUUCUGACGCAUCAUCAUAG